AUGAGGUCUUCUACUGUGUGCGUUUUACUGAGCCUGGCAGUGGCAGUUUACUGUGUGCCAGUAGCAGAAAUUACUUUGCAGGAUGAAAGCUUGGCAGAGAGCUAUCUGAAGACAUUCUUCAACCUAACAGAGGAAAAAGGUCCAGCAUCCAGGCAGGGGAUCAGUCCGGUGACCAAGAAGCUUUCUGAGAUGCAGAGAUUCUUUGGUCUCCAGAUCACUGGGACGUUGGACGCAGACACCAUCUCCAUGAUGAAGAAGCCCCGCUGUGGCGUUCCAGAUGGCAACAUCGCCCGUUUCUCCACGUUUGGAAGCAACCUCAAGUGGGAGAAAAACAGCCUUACCUACAGGAUUGAGAACUACACACCUGACAUGUCCAGGUCAGAGGUGGACAACUCCAUGGAGAAGGCCCUUCAGGUUUGGGCCAAAGUCACUCCCCUGAGAUUUACGAGAAUCUACAGUGGCACCGCGGACAUCUUGAUCUCUUUCGGCCGCCAAUCUCAUGGAGAUUAUUACCCCUUUGAUGGCCGGGAUGGCACUCUUGCUCAUGCCUUCGCCCCGUCUCCUGGCAUUGGAGGGGAUGCUCAUUUUGAUGAUGAUGAGACCUUCACCUUCCGUUCCAACGCAGGCUACGUCCUCUUCAUGGUAGCCGCCCAUGAAUUCGGCCACUCCCUGGGCUUGUCUCACUCUGAUGAUCCUGGUGCCCUCAUGUACCCUACAUACACAUACAGAAACCCUGACACCUUCGUUCUGCCCCGUGAUGAUGUCAAAGGCAUCCAGUCUCUCUACGGUCCAAAUCCUGAAAAGGAUCCUUCUGUAUCUGAACCUACUGCCCCAGCCACCCCUGACGCCUGUGAUUCUACUAUGGUAUUGGAUGCUGUCACCACCCUGCGAGGAGAGAUGUUCUUCUUCAAAGACAGCUUCUUUUGGCGUAGCUACCCACAAAGCAGGACACCUCAGCAGAGCCUCAUCACAAACUUCUGGCCCAGUGCCCCCGUCAACAUCGACGCUGCUUAUGAGAGCCGGCAGUCAGACAGAAUCUUUUUAUUUAAAGGUCGCAAAGUGUGGGCCUUUAGUGGCUAUAAUCCAGUGCGGGGCUAUCCCAAAAGACUUACCAGUAUCGGUCUGCCAAGACGGGUGAAGAAAAUCGAUGCCGCCCUCUAUGACGUACAAUCUGGCAAAACUCUGUUCUUUUCAGGGCAAUAUUACUACAGUUAUGAUGAGGUCAGGAAGUCUAUGGACCAAGGAUUCCCCAAACGUGUUGAUCAGACCUUCUCUGGAGUGAGAAAGGUGACUGGAGCUUUCCAGUACAGAGGUUUCACAUACAUCUACAGUGGACCCUACAUGUUUGAGUAUGACCUGAGGACUGGGAGGUUGUACCGUGUAUUGAGGAACAGCUACUUCUUGCGCUCAGAGACGGAGAAUAAAGAAGAGAAGAAAGGAGUCAUGGAGGGUGCAUUGGCUGUUAAAACAGUGAUGGUAGUGGUGGCUGUAGCCCUCUGCGGAGCAGUGCCCACAACUUCACCCAGACCAGAAGAGCUCUCUAAAGCCCAGGAUUAUCUGUCUCAGUUUUUCUCCGAAGUGGGCGUCAGUGCACCCAACAGUGUCUGGCGCAGCUCUCUAGACUCCUUUGAAGAAACUCUGAAAAAAAUGCAGGGCUUUUACGGCCUGGAGGUGACAGGGCAGUUAGACACCAACACUAUGGACGUGAUGAAUCGCCCCCGCUGUGGCUUCACAGACGUCAGCCGAUACAGCCACUUCGACGGUGGACCAAAGUGGGAGAAGACUCUGGUCACAUACAGGAUAACUAACUACACACCGGACCUGAGUCAAGGGGAUGUGGAUGCCACCAUAGCCAAGGCUCUACAACUCUACAGCGACGUCAUUCCUCUGGAUUUCAAGCAGAUUUACAGCGGCACCGCGGACAUCAUGAUCGUUUUCAAGAGUCGAAACCAUGGAGACUUUUCUCCAUUUGAUGGGCAAAGUGGGGUGUUGGCCCAUGCAUUCUCCCCUGGAGAAGGUCAUGGAGGUGACACCCACUUUGAUGAAGAUGAAACCUGGACUCUGACCUCAGGAGGAACCAACCUGUUCUUGGUAGCAGCCCAUGAGUUUGGCCAUGCACUUGGACUGGCUCACUCUCAGAUCCAGACAGCGCUGAUGUUUCCCACCUACAUUUAUGUGAACACAGAGGGGUACAAGCUGCCGGAUGACGACAUACAGGGAGUACAAGCAAUCUACGGUGAGAUGCAUGUUCAACCAGAGGCUGAACCUGAACCAAAUCCACAGCCUACUAUAAAACCUUUGCCGAGACCACAACCUAGACCCGAACCAGAUCCUGAACCCACACCAGACCGGUGCAGCAGGGACAUGAUUUUUGAUGCUGCAAUCGCCAUCCAGAGAAACCUUUACUUCUUUAAAGAUGGACAUUUCUGGAAGAGGAGCAGCUCCUGGGAUGGCAUCACUAGGAAGAGUAUUCAGUCUACCUGGCCCGGAAUCAGUCAAGUUGAUGCCGCUUAUGAGUAUAAAAAGACUGUCAUUUUCUUUGAAGGGGAUCAUUACUGGGGGAUCAGGGGAAACACUGUCCUACCUGGUUAUCCCAAACCUCUCAGAGACUUACGCAUCCCUGUCUAUAUCAACAAAGUCGAUGCUGCUGUCCACGUGGAAUUUACAGGCAGAACCCUCUUCUUUGUGAGGAACAAAUACUGGAGCUACAAUGAAAGAAGGCGCAAAAUGGAUCGGGGAUACCCCAAACUCAUAAAGACAGAGAUCCCUGGGAUUGGCAAUCGAGUGGAUGCUGUUUUUGAGAACAGAGGUUACCUGUACUUUUCAAGUGGAUCCAGACAGACAGAGUACGACUACCUACGAAGAAGAGUGAUCCGCACCUUAUCAAACAACGCAUGGAUGGAUUGUGACUAA
Messenger RNA from Limanda limanda (common dab), 2913 nucleotides. RefSeq lists its product as uncharacterized. The record is from RefSeq and is a predicted model, not a curated record. Bases 1 to 2913 code for a protein of 970 amino acids. The transcript is spliced from 20 exons. Gene Ontology annotation, molecular function: metalloendopeptidase activity; zinc ion binding. Gene Ontology annotation, cellular component: extracellular matrix. Lineage: Eukaryota; Metazoa; Chordata; Actinopteri; Pleuronectiformes; Pleuronectidae. Gene Ontology annotation, biological process: extracellular matrix organization; collagen catabolic process; proteolysis.